UCAGUAACUCUGCUGUGACCGAAAAUGUCGACACUCCUGAGAACACUGUUUCAGAACCGCCAGCAGAGAAACCUAAGGACAUUGAAACUGCAUCAAGUGCGCCGGCUGAACCUACUGAGCCUGUUCAAGACUUCCAGGAGUCAUCGAAGUCCAAAAAGAAGGCGAAGAAGGACAAGAAAAAGCGGAAGUCGGUUUCUUUCGCAGACGCGGAACCAGAAUCGCAACCUUCUGAGCCCAGCGAUUCUGCGGCCGAUGCAAUCGGCGUCGGUCAGCACGAUGAUGAGCCUGUGCCCAAAGGAGACGCUCAUUCUGAACUGUGCCAAGAUUCCCAUGAUGCGGAGUUAAGUCAGUCUCAGGAGGCUGAGCCUGCUUCGGAGCAGCCCGCUGAAGGAACACCUCUUGAACAAACACUUGAUUUGCCGGAUGAAAGUCAAGCCACUGUUACAGAUGCCAUUGGUCUUGAAGACGUUGGACAGCACUCAUCCGAACCUAUGGCUGAGGAGAAAAUCGAAGAAUCUGAGGAUCCGGUGACUCUACCGUCAUACGAGGUUGAUGCCGCAGAGAAGACCCCGAAGUCUGAGUCGGUUGAAGAUCCUUCUGGGACUCCCAAGGAAACAGGAAAAGAGGAUGAACCAGCGGCAGACACCAUGGCCACGGGAACAGCGGAACAACUGCAGCCCGAAGGGAGUCCGGAGGCCAAUGAUGCACAACCUUCUGCCACAGAGGCUGAUACUCAGCCUGUGAAUGCAACUGCUGAACAGGAC
This is a messenger RNA of Aspergillus welwitschiae, 764 nucleotides long. RefSeq lists its product as uncharacterized. NCBI's taxonomy places the organism in Eukaryota, Fungi, Ascomycota, Eurotiomycetes, Eurotiales, Aspergillaceae. The record is from RefSeq and is a predicted model, not a curated record. The transcript has a single exon. The coding region runs from base 25 to 345 and encodes 106 amino acids.